Messenger RNA from Sebastes umbrosus (honeycomb rockfish), 1087 nucleotides. It is a transcript of the gene commd2, whose product is annotated as COMM domain containing 2. The transcript has 6 exons. Lineage: Eukaryota; Metazoa; Chordata; Actinopteri; Perciformes; Sebastidae. Bases 201 to 800 code for a protein of 199 amino acids. The record is from RefSeq and is a predicted model, not a curated record.
UCCGUACCGGCUGAAAUUGAGCCAAUAGCAACGCGCAGCUCCAGUUACACUGCGCAGGUGUCAGACCCCGAGACCCGGGACCCAGUCUGGUCCCAGCCUCCUGCUAUAGGCCUGGUUCAGGGUUCUGUUGCCGACUGUUCCGGACUCUGACUGUUGUUCAGGACUCCGCCGGUUGUUCGGGGCUCUGCCGGUUGUUCAGGAUGCUGCUGGUUCUGUCUGAGGACCAUAAAGAGCAUCUCUCCUUCCUGCCGAAGGUUGAUGCAGCAGUGGUUGGAGAGUUUGGUCGCAUCGCGCUGGAGUUCUUAAGGAGAGGAACCAGUCCCAAGAUCUAUGAGGGAGCAGCCAGGAAGCUGUGUGUUCCUGUGGAAAUGGUGCAGCAUGGAGUGGAAGGCCUGAUGUUCCUGAUGACCGAGAGCUCCAAACACAUGAUCUCUGAAGUGGAUUUCCUGGACUCCGUGUUGGUUUUGGGCUUCGGUGAAGAGCUUAACCAGAUCCUCUUACAGCUCUACCUGCAACACCACAGUCAGAUCCGCAGCAUCCUGAGUCAGCUACCCUCCAACCUGCCUGCCUACCACAACCUGGAAUGGAGGCUGGAUGUACAGUUGGCGAGUCGUCCAGUCCGUCAGCUGGUCAUUCCCACGCUGACGAUGCGUCUGCUCCUGACGGGCCACAGUGACCACAGCAAGAAGGUUCUCCAGACAGACCCCAGUACCCUCCUGCACCUCAUCUCCACACUGGAGGCCGCUCUGGCCGCCAUGAAAACCAGUCACGCUCGCCGCAUAUUUCGCAACAUCAAGUAACCCCCCCCCCAGAUAACUUUCUGUGUAACAUGUGCCUUCUACCACCUGCGAAACAUCACAUGACUGCCUUCAUACCUGGACACAUGAAGCCGGGUCUCUGAGUUCUGCAGCGCAGUGUUGAUCCGAUCCUGAAUGGUAAACUAGGCUUUUGCCCACCUGACUGGCAAAAGGUCGUCGCAUUAUUACCCUAGUUGAGUCACAAUAUGUGCCAGAUGGUAUUGACUGUAUUGUAUAUAAUGUUUCUACUGUGCUGCUGAUAUUGUAUUAAAGUGAAAGACAAAAUGAAA